Messenger RNA from Malassezia vespertilionis, 3966 nucleotides. It is a transcript of the gene RRP12, whose product is annotated as pre-rRNA processing protein. Bases 1 to 3966 code for a protein of 1321 amino acids. The record is from RefSeq and is a predicted model, not a curated record. NCBI's taxonomy places the organism in Eukaryota, Fungi, Basidiomycota, Malasseziomycetes, Malasseziales, Malasseziaceae. The transcript has a single exon.
AUGGAGGAGCCAGCGAGUGCGGAGCGCCGUGCGCGCCUGUUGGACUCGCUAGCGCGUGUUCGCCACCUAAAAGACUCGAAACUCGAAAACCAGAAAGCACCCGCACAGCUGCUUGUCGCGAUCGAGGCGACGCUUGCCGAGCGCGCCGACGACGUAACCAAUCCAACGCACUACUUUCUCGCGCUCGAGAGCCUGCUAAACUCGCUUGAUGACGUGCAGUCAGGCGUAUACGCGUCCUCGCUUUACCUUUUAUCUAUCAUACUCCCGUGCGUCGCGCCCGGCGUCGUGCGCGCAAAGAGCAAUGCGCUGCUCGGCGCAAUUGCGCAGCCACUCGCGGAGCCGCAUACGAGUCCGGAGCAUGCGAACGCGUGCCUGCGUGCAUCGCUCGGGUGUGUAGAGUGCUUCUUUGCAUCUGUGCCUGUUUCGGAGCAAAGUGUGUUUCAGCACGAGAAGACGUGGCGCACCGUGUGGGAUCUCGUCUUGUCCUUGUGCAUCGACGCGCGCCCAAAGGUGCGUCGACGCGCGCAAGAGGUGGUGUGCAGCGAGCUGGGGCGCCCUGCGUGGCACCAUAAGCACCCGUACGCAGGCCGUACCGUUGCUUGGGCUACCAGUGUACUCUCGAGCGUCACUGCCUCCCGAGGCGCUGUCCCGACCAAGACCCCUGCACCCACGUUUGACAAACGCCAAGGCAAGGCGAAGCAUGCCGCUGCCGCCGCUGCCGCAAGACAAGACCAUGCGCAGGGCUCGUCCAGCACCGGCAUCUGGGUGUGUGCGCUGCUCAAGCCGCUCGUCGUGCUCAUUCCUACCACGCUCGCCGAGCCGUUGGUCCGCGAAAUGCUGCCGCUCACCGCGCUCCAGAAUCCAUUUUUGACAGUGGCCGUAUUCGAAGUGUUUGAGGCCAUGUUUAAAACGACACACGCCCCAGCGACCGCCCCAGCGGCGGGUCGUGCCGGCGUCGCACAGGCGCUCGCAGGCAUCGAGCCUGCUGCGCAGCCCGUGUCUAGCCCCGCGAUGCUGAAGGAAACGCUCACCGCCCUUUGCCACCCCUCCACCGUGCCGUCGCACACGGACCGGCAGACCAUUCCCGCGUACCUACACCUGCUUGCGUCGGCCAUGGUUGCGUAUGCUCGGAUCAACGACGGCCGCGAUGCCUGGCAGCUCCUCCCGACGCUCUGGAACAAGGUGCUCGAACUUGCACUCUCGGCCAACUCGGAUGCAAGCCGCGCCUCGGAGGAGGUGCGCAGCGCGGGAGUCAAUGUCCUGCUUGCCUUCGUGCGCUACUGUGUCCCCGACGCGGCCAUUGUCGAGGCCGUGCACGGCGCGGCCCCGUUCGCCGCAAUGAUUGCGUCGCUGCGCGAUGCGCUUGGCAAGCAUGCACUGCGCUAUGCCCAUGCACGUACCGCCGUCCUACAAGUUCUAGAAGGCGUCCUUGGCCGUCUGCGCUAUGCGCCAGCAAACGCAGCCGAAGCGCUGGGCAUGGGCGUCGUCGAGCAGGUCGCGCAACUGCGUGCCCAGAAACGGUUUGACGCACGCCCCAGUGCAGAUGCUGUGAUUGGCGCUGCCAUCGAGGCUAUUGGGCCGCGCACAGUGCUGCACGCUCUCCCGCUCAACUUGCUCGGCGCUGAUCGGCGCCCCAAUACCAAAGGCGACGGCCGCGCGUGGCUUUUGCCGCUCCUGCGCGAACAUAUUACGAAUGCGGAGCUGGGCUACUUUGCCACAGAGCUCGUGCCCAUGAGCGAGGCGCUCUUUGAGCUCCGCGUUGCGGCGCUCCAAGACAAGCCCGUUGAAGCAAAGGUGUUUGAGGCGCUCAUCGAGCAGCUUUGGGGGUGCUUCCCGAGCUUUUGCGAGCUGCCGCGCGAUUUGACGCGCGCAAUGACGCCGCAGUUCCUCGAGCUUUUGCUAAAUGUGCUGCGCUCGCAAGCGGCACUGCGCGCGCCUGUGCUCAAAGGACUGCAGAAUUUAGUGACGCGGACCCAGUCUUUGCAAGCGUCCAUGGCGCCAGCUGCACAGCUCCAAGCCCAAUUUGGCGUCGACCAGGCUACUGGCAAGCAGGACAUGGCGCAUUUGCAGGCCAUGUCGGGCACGCUCCUUGCCGCGCUGUUCAAUUUGCUCGCCGAGAUGCCUGCACAGUCGCGUGGAUACGUGCUCGACUGCAUCAGCACCUACUUUGGCAUCCUCGACGAGGCAAGCAUUGCGCAGACAUGUGAAAAAAUAGCCGCGAUGUUGCAGCAAGCGCUUGCUACGUACAAACCUGCGGUGCACAGCGGUGCGCCCGAGGCCAACAGUCCGCGCUACGUUCCGCCCAUCCCCCACACGAUGCUGGAUCUCUUGCUUGCACUCGUGCCGUUUGUCAAUGCGGAGAAUGCUUGCCGCUUGUUUGACCUGGUCGACGACGCACUCUUGGCUGCCCCGGACGGAGGCGUGCAGAAAAAGACGUACCGCUUGCUUGCGCGCUUGCUUGGCACUGAGCACGGCCCUGGACUCCUGCACAGGGCCGGCUCGACACAGCGCGGCGCCGCUGCGCUCAUGCACCGUCUCGCGCUGCUCACCGACUCGGUCGAGUCGGGUGCGGUUCGCGAUCGCCUCCAGAUGCUCGGCGCGGUGGUGCCGUUUGUGGGCACGGAGGACUUGCACAUCCUAAGCGCCCUUGUUCCCGAAACGGUGCUUGGCACCAAAGAAGCGAAUCAAGGCGCACGCGAGGUUGCCUAUGCGCUCCUCGUCCAGAUUGGCCAUCGCAUGCAUGCAGGCGGCACAUUGGACCGGGGCAAAGCGCAGCCAGACGCGCCGCACACCGAGAUUGUGCAGGCGUCUGCAAACGAGUUCACCAUGAUGGUCGCCGCUGGACUCGCCGGCGGAAGCCCACGCAUGAUCAGUGCGUCGAUCACGGCGCUCGCGCGGCUUUUGUACGAAUUUCAUGCGUCGCUGCCCGCAGAGACCUUGGACGAGCUGCUGGGCACCAUGAUUGUCUACUUGGACAGCACCAACCGCGAGAUUAUCAAGAGCGCGCUUGGUUUUGUCAAGGUCGCCAUUGUUGUGCUCGACGCCGCACGCGUGGAAAAGAGCUUGGCCGAGCUUGUGCCUGCGUUGGUGGGCGUGCGUGUCGAGCACAAAAACCAGUUCAAAGGGCGUGUGCGCCACAUGCUGGAGCGUUUGAUGCGCCGCUUUGGCCUCGCUGCUGUGGAGGCGCACGUCGACGAGGAAAACAAGCGGCUCAUUACCAACAUCCGCAAGCGCAAAGAGCGCGCCAAGAAACGUGCGGCGGGCGCAGAUGACGACACCAAGGCCCAGCCGUUCCAAAAGCCGGGAGCGGGCAGUAUGGAUGCUUUCGAAGAGGCAUUGUAUGGGUCAGCGUCCGAGUCCGAGUCGGACGAAGAGGAGCCCAGGCCAAAGGCCAAAGCGCAAGGCAGGCGCAGGCACCGCGAAGGAGAAACCUACCUCGUCGAGGACAACGACCAGCCGAUGGAUCUGCUGGAUCCGUCGGCAAUGAGUGCCGUUCGCGCAAAGCCAGAGCGCAAGCCGCGCCGCAAUCCGGGAGAGGAAGCGUCGCGCUUCGCCGUCGAGGACGACGGGCGCAUUCGCUUCCAAGACGCGCCACAAGAGACAGACGCAGCCGCGCCUUUGCUGGACGAUAAGCUUGCUGGCGCAGCCUACCUCGAGAAGGGGAUGGGAGUCGAUGGGUUUACACAUUCGCGUGGCGGCGCAGUCAAGUUCAACAAGAACAAUAAACGCACGCGCGCAAACGAACGCGCAGACGAGGAAGACGAGGAAAUGGUGCCUGCGCAGCAAGGGAAACAUGCGCGGACCAAGAAGCAGCAGGUGGGCAACGAGUUCCGUGCAAAACGCGCGGCGGGCGAUGUACGGAAAGGGGGUGUGAGUCCGUAUGCCUACGUGCCGCUAUCGUCCGUUACCGGGAAGAAGAAUGCAAAGCAUGCGAAGAGUUUACAGAUUGCAGGCAAGCGUGCGUAG